Trichophyton benhamiae CBS 112371 is the source of this 906-nucleotide messenger RNA. RefSeq lists its product as uncharacterized. The coding region runs from base 1 to 906 and encodes 301 amino acids. NCBI's taxonomy places the organism in Eukaryota, Fungi, Ascomycota, Eurotiomycetes, Onygenales, Arthrodermataceae. The record is from RefSeq and is a predicted model, not a curated record. Gene Ontology annotation, molecular function: quinol-cytochrome-c reductase activity; 2 iron, 2 sulfur cluster binding. Gene Ontology annotation, biological process: mitochondrial electron transport, ubiquinol to cytochrome c. Gene Ontology annotation, cellular component: membrane. The transcript is spliced from 4 exons.
AUGAUUCCGGCCCUUCGACAGAAAAAAACCCAAAACCGACGCAACUUCAUCGAAACUCCAACCUCAACCUCUCGACCAGCUCGACCAUCCAAGCCACCACCACCGCCCCCAGACCGACCGACGUCUGCGUGCAAGUCUACCGGUUGCGCUCAAUUGCUCGUCUCCAGGCUCGCCAUGUCGCCUCUCGCCGCCUCUUCCGCCAGCUCGCUCCGGGCGUGUGCCCGACAUGCCAGCGUUGUCCCUCGCGCCCUCGCUGCCUCUUCCAUCGCCCAGCAGCGACGAGGAGGAGCCUCAGAUGCCUCCGCGAGUGCUUCGUUCGACAGCCCGUUCGCCAAAAGCAGCGGCUCUACCUCGACCUACAAGAUUCCUAGCUUCGGCAAAUAUGCGAGCCCUCGUCGUGAGAGCACAAACAAGACCUUCUCCUACUUUGUUGUUGGUUCCAUGGGCAUGAUGACCGCUGUUGGCGCUAAGGCUACUGUCCAAGAUUUCCUUCUCAACAUGUCUGCCUCUGCCGACGUUUUGGCCCAGGCCAAGGUCGAAAUCGCCCUUAACUCGAUCCCAGAGGGCAAGAACGUCAUCAUCAAAUGGCGAGGAAAGCCCGUUUUCAUCCGUCACCGAACUGCCAGUGAAAUCCAGGAAGCCCAAGAGACCAAGUGGGAAAAUCUUCGAGACCCCCAGCCAGAUUCUGACCGUGUCAAGAACCCCGAAUGGCUUAUCAUGUUGGGCGUCUGCACCCACCUUGGAUGCGUCCCAAUUGGCGAAGCUGGCGACUUUGGCGGCUGGUUCUGCCCCUGCCACGGCUCUCACUACGAUAUCUCUGGCCGUAUCCGAAAGGGUCCGGCUCCAUUGAACUUGGAGGUUCCAAUCUACGACUUCCCAAGCGAUGACACCCUCGUCAUUGGCUAA